CAACGUCAGUCAACAUAGAUAAUAGAAGAGUCAGUCCACUCGCGUCUCACCCAUAGUAGUUAACUAUUGAUAAGGUCUAUGCUCACCUCAUAAUUUGAAGUAUGAUUUAGAAUGUUUGUUGGCAAAUAUUCAAACGUUAAAGAAAAAGAUAUCUUUAAUUAUUAAUAAAAAGUGUAUAUAUAAAAAUGGACAAAUUAACAUUAAUAUCGGGCACUCUUUUUAUGGCUGCUGAUAUUUUUGCCAUUAUUAGUUUGGCCAUGCCAGACUGGAUUAUCACAGAUGUGGGAGGAGAUACACGAUUGGGACUUAUGUGGACGUGUAUGACAUUGUACAACCGGCCACAAGUUUGCUUUACUCCUGACCUACAACCUGAAUGGUUACUUGCUCUUGUAUGCAUUUUCGUUGGCUGUAUAUGCAUUACGACUACUAUAAUACUUCUUGCUUCAUCCCAUUGGGACAGAAAUGUUGUACCUUACGCAAGAUGGGUCGGAUUUACAGCAAUGGUUCUGUUCUGUUUGGCUGCGGUCAUUUUCCCACUGGGAUUUCAUGUUGAUGAAAUCGGAGGACAACCGUAUCAACUUCCUAACAGCCAUCAAGUCGGUAUUUCAUAUAUCCUCUUCGUGCUAGCUCUCUGGAUAACUGUUAUAUCCGAAUUAUUUGCCGGUAAAGUAUGUUUGCCACAUUUCUAGGGUCUGUGUAACUUUAAGUGUUUCGGAAUCAUUUUACUUCUUUGCCUUGUUUACCUUUUCUACCAUAUUUUUUUAAUCGUAAGACUGGAUUCGUUUGGGUUAACAAUCGACAACAUAAAAUAACUAACUACUAGUCUGAAAUAGAGUGCUGUCAAAUUUAUGUGAGAAUUUUGCUUGUAUCCUCCAUAAAUUUAUUUGCACAUAUGUAUAUUUUAGUUACUUUAUAUGAAUGUAAAAUCUUCUCCCUCUUGAAAAUGAUUUAUGGCAAAAAUAAAACUAAUAGUUUUUGUCGUAUAUGUGUAAUGCAUGUCUCACAAUAUAUCGUGAAAUAUAUUUAUAUAUAUUUCUGGAAUAAUCUCAAAUGUGUAUGUAUCUCAUAAAAUAAGAAAGCAGUAUUAUAGGUUUGUGUUUUCUGAAGGUACAUAUAUUUAUUUUAUAAUCAGGUGUAUAAAAAUGUAAUAUUUUUUAAUGUUAGUC
This is a messenger RNA of Anoplophora glabripennis (Asian longhorned beetle), 1166 nucleotides long. RefSeq lists its product as uncharacterized. Gene Ontology annotation, cellular component: ciliary membrane; Golgi apparatus. The transcript has 3 exons. The coding region runs from base 186 to 689 and encodes 167 amino acids. NCBI's taxonomy places the organism in Eukaryota, Metazoa, Arthropoda, Insecta, Coleoptera, Cerambycidae. The record is from RefSeq and is a predicted model, not a curated record. Gene Ontology annotation, biological process: negative regulation of smoothened signaling pathway.